This is a messenger RNA of Fusarium falciforme, 1836 nucleotides long. RefSeq lists its product as hypothetical. Bases 1 to 1836 code for a protein of 611 amino acids. Gene Ontology annotation, molecular function: siderophore-iron transmembrane transporter activity. Lineage: Eukaryota; Fungi; Ascomycota; Sordariomycetes; Hypocreales; Nectriaceae. Gene Ontology annotation, biological process: siderophore transmembrane transport. The record is from RefSeq and is a predicted model, not a curated record. The transcript has 6 exons.
AUGUCUGAACAAAAGAACAAUAUUAUGUCCGCUCCGCGGGAGCCAUUGGGUGAUGGCGGACGCACAGCGGAGAAGGCUGGAGUCGACUCGGAAGAUCAAAUGCACCAUGCAGCGCCUCCUACAGAGGCCAUCCGCAAGAUCUGGACGAAAUCUCCGCUCAUCGUCGCUUUUGCCGGUCUCUUUGUUAUGAACUUUGCCAUGAUUUUCGCUGCUUCUUCUGCGGGCGUCUACGAUCCCUACGCCACGAGCCAUUUCAAAGGCCAUUCUCUCAUUGCCACAGCCAAUAUCAUUCACGGCAUUGUUCGAAUUGUUGCAUAUCCCCUGCUAGCAAAAGUUGCAGAUCACAUUGGACGACCGCAAGGAUUCGCAGGGUCGGUGAUAAGCAUGGCUCUAGCAAAUGUGCUCUACGCUGCGUGUCACAACGUAGAGACAUAUCUUGCCGGAGGUAUCUUUGAAUCGUUCGGUGAUACUUGGUGGACCAUUACCGAGCAAAUCUUUAUCGCCGAAGUCACCUCUCUCAUGAACAGAGGUUUUCUCUUUACGCUGCCCGAGUCGCUGGCUGCCCUUCCCACCUUGUACGCUGGCACGUAUCUUGGUGAACACAUGCUGCUCGAGUCUUCAUGGCGCUGGGGGUUCGGUAUGUGGGCUGCCAUUAUGCCCUUCUGCGCACUCCCAACCAUUGCCAUCAUGGUGUUCAUGGAGUUCCGAGCUCGGAAGAAGGGCAUCUACUAUAAGCGAGUUUCACUCCGUGCUACUUCCGAGAUCCCAGAGGGUGCAUCCUGGACAACCAAGGUCCGCCAGGUUCUUUUCGUUCAGCUGGACAUUGUCGGCGCAUUUCUGUUGCUCGCUGGUCUUGCAAUGACUCUAUUGCCACUUUCCAUCACAGGAAGGAGAAACACUGAGCGGUGGACCGAGCCGUCGUCUAUCGUGCUUUUGGUCGUGGGAGUAUUGACGUUUUUUGGCUUCUUGGUUUGGGACGGACGAUAUGCAAAGAAGCCUAUUGUUCCGUUCCGUAUGAUUAAGAACCGCAAUGUCAUACUUGCUUGUGUUUCUGUCUGCAUUAUUGCCAUGUCGGAUUCAACCUAUAGGACGUUUGCACCAAGCUUUUUGCAAGUGGCUGGGGGUUACUCGCCUGGACAUGCAGUCCGCAUCGACAAUGCUCGAAGGGUUGCCUUGAACCUUGGUGGUCUUGUCAUUGGUCUGGCCAUCAAAUUCGUCAAGCAUACCAAGCCGUUCAUAGUUCUCGGCUUCUUAAUGGUUGCUCUAGCUAAUGGACUACCAAUCUACUUCACCAACAUUGGUGGAUCUCGAGUCGCCAACGAAGCAGCUCUUACCACUGGAAAGGUGCUGCUUGGUCUUGGUCGGGGUUUUGCUCAGGUACCGCUUCAAGUCGCUCUGCAGGCUGCAGUUCCGGAUCAAGAGAUUGGUAUUGCAACGGCCAUGUUUCUCUCUUCGUCUGGAUUUGGUGCCAAUGUUGGCAACAGUAUUGGUGGUGCUCUCUGGAACACCCUUCUGCCCCGACGGCUCGCGACAAAUCUCCCAGAGGUUGACAAGGCAAACAGCACCGCCAUCUUCCGUUCCAUCGUGGCGGCGCAGAGCUACGAGCCGGGUACCGCAGCCAGAGAUGCCAUUAAUCUCAGUUACCGCCUGACACAGCAGACACUUGCAAUUGGAUCGCUUUCGCUUUCCAUUCCUCUUCUGAUCAUCAUGUUCUUUUUCCGGAAUGUCAAGUUGGAGAAGGAGGAUGAGAAGAAAAAUGAGGUCGCUGAGCAGCAGCUUGCCGCGGCGGGACAGGGCAUUUCCACUGGACAAAACACUGCGACGGAGAAGAGUUAA